Molecule: messenger RNA, 1237 nt
Organism: Paramuricea clavata
Lineage: Eukaryota; Metazoa; Cnidaria; Anthozoa; Malacalcyonacea; Plexauridae
Source: the annotation of a GenBank genome assembly
AUGAGUCAAGCGCAAAAUGCAACAGGUUAUGGGCCCAGAAGAGAUAUUCCUGGGAGAUAUGGGAGACUUUUGCUCGAUGGAGAUGAGAGAAAGUACGAGCAAUGGGAAAUUAAAUUCCUUGGCUACAUGCGAUUGCAAAAGUUGAGAGAUACAAUUGUGGCAUCCGACGAAGAUGAGGUUAGUGACGAUAAGAACGCAGAAGCUUUCACGGAAUUAAUCCAGUUUCUUGAUGAUAAAAGCCUCUCAUUGAUUAUGAGAGAUGCUGUUGACGAUGGGCAAAAAGCAUUGAAAAUCCUAAGAGGACAUUAUGCUGGAACUGGUAAGCCAAGAAUCAUUUCGUUGUAUACUGAACUUACACCCUUGGUAAAAUCACCGCGUGAAACGGUUACUGACUAUGUUAUAAGGACAGAAACUGCUGCGACAGCCCUCAAAAAUGCUGGUGAGAAUGUAACUGAUAGUCUUUUGAUUGCUAUGGUUUUGAAAGGUCUACCAGAAACUUUCAAGCCCUUCACUGUAGUAAUAACACAAAAUGAAAAGAAACAAACAUUUAGUGACUUCAAAGCAGCCUUACGAAGUUUUGAGGAGACCGAACGAGCUAGAGCAAGCAAUUCUACUGAGGGAGACUCGAUUUUGCAGACAAUUAAUAGACAUAAACAAGAUUCAAGAUUUGUAUAAAGGACAAUAAACUUUGCUAUUCUUGUGGCCAACCAGGUCAUUUUGCUCGUCAGUGUUCAAAUAAAGAGAAACCCAAGAGCAAAUUGUGGUGUAAAACUUGCCACAGUUCCACACACAAUGAUAACACUUGUCGUAAAAAUAAAAAUAAAGGCAAAAGCGAGAAAACAAAGCUAACAAAGCUUUGAAUGUUGAGCAGGGAGAACAUUCAUUUGCCUUCCAGAUUAAAGCACAGCAGGGUGUUAGCAAGAUAAAUGUAGAACCCCCGAGCAAACUUCUGGUGGAUUGUGGUGCAACUACCCAUAUUAUUACUGAUCAAUCCAAGUUUUCCAGCUUUGACCAAACAUUCAGACCAGAAUCACAUUACAUUGAACUAGCUGAUGGGACUCGAUCAAAUAAUGUUACACUCAAGAGAGGAAAUGUGAACUUGCCUAUCACGGAUUCUACAGGAAGAUGUGUCAAUGCCUCACUAAAGAAUGCUCUGUAUAUACAAUCGUAUCCUCAGGACAUAUUUUCAGUACAAGCUGCCACUGAGAAAGGUGCUAGUGUUAUUUUCCAUCCAUAG